CAGAAUGAAAGAUGCACCGCUGUUGACCUCGUAGUUCGCUAUCUGAGAAGAGAGCGAGAGAAGAUUCUCAUGACAACGAGCAGCAACUCUUGCAUGGCGGAGGGACGCAAGAUAGAUGUCUCGGGUGCGGAAGACACGUUACACUCUGAGAUGUGCAUAAAUCUUACGCUGAAUUCUUCUUUUCGAAGACAUUUCUGGGCGGGCAAAAGAAUCGACCGUGACGAUCGCGUGAUGGUACGAAAAAAAUCGAUCAGUUGAGGUGGUUUCGUUUUUAAACCUUGAAUCGAGUCAUUGUGACUCCAAAUGUUACAGCGUUCGCGCUUGAUUACUUUACUUGACUUGAACAAUUCUUUUCGAUGGUUCAAUCGUAAACCUUUGAAUGUGCAAUCUCUAAAAGCCUCGACCAUAUGUAGCUGUCGUCCUCGCAACCAAACGCUCACCAAAGCCAGCAGUUGGGAAAUAUGCUUCAUUUCAUAUCAUUUAAGCAACAUUUUGCGCGUGAACGACAAGCGCAAAAAUAGAUGGAGGUCGAUGUGGCAGCUCUCGACAUUGUUUUUAAGUGGGCGACUCAUUCGUCACGCAUGGUGGAACCCGAUCACGACCGUUUGAAGGAUCCAGAAUAUGUGGAGUGGUCACCUCUAGACUUGCUUAUGAGGGCUCCGACGGAAGAUGCAGUGGUGCUGGUCCUCUACAUCUGGAAAUCUUGAUAAAAUGUCUGCCGAAAGCGCUGGUUCACGUCUACGCAUUCACAAGUGAAGCAGAAAAGCCGGUUCGCUUGUUUCGCAACAACGCAGGAGCUUUGUGAAUUCAUAAAUGCUACGCUGGGCUUGAUGUCAACGAUGAAUCCAACUUCCAACCAGAUGACCUUCGACUUAGAGUGCCGACCUACGACCUGCCGGCACUCGUCGUUCAGGACGAUGAAAACAUCGAGCAGAAAACUUGACGUGAGAAAACCUGAAGCUGAAAGACCGAAGAACGAUAUCUUAUUUCCGCUUGUGCAUAUCGCUUCCAUUUGCUUUGCACAUGCAGUAGCGGACGAAUGGAUUGUAGCACACCUCUUGCGCUUUACGGUAGAUGGGAUGGACUCGCUUUACGUGUUGUGUUCCCUAUCCCAAUUUCUGGUUCCCUAUUUGAUACGUGAAGGAAUUCUGUUUUGAUUUUCCUGUCACCGUUUGGGUUUUUACAAAUCUCCAAGCUGCCUUUCGACGCUACCUUCAACCAUCCUCUUACCAAUCUAUUUCAGAACAAUACUUCAGUAGAAUUUUGUUAUCCAUACUACUGUUACUGAUCAAUCGAAUCAGAAAGCUUUAUUUAGUGCUACAGGUAUGCAGGGGCUUGUAUUUCUCAUUGUGAUAGGAAAGAAGCAGUCCAGUGACUCGGCUGCCACCUGUACUCAACUAGCUGGAGCAUGAUGUAAAAGCUUGAGAUAUAGCACAAGACAGAUUCACGAACUGAAACUUGAAUCCAAAAUGGCGUUUGGCAGUGGAGAAGGCAGAGCUCUCUCUAGUGCAUAUCUCGUAUCUGCCCACAUAUGGCGAAAACUACUCGAGAUAAAGAAAGUCGAACACCAGGAGUCGACACCAUUUUUCUCUCUCGAUCUCGAUUGAAGAACUUACCAGCUGUAUACUUCGGCAACAGCGUAGUUACUGCUGUAUCUUUUCAAAAUGUUGGUACUAAGGUUGGUUACGUUUUGUCGAAACCGCUGAUUAAUGCUGCCACAUUUAUUCACGAUGCAGUAUGGAGCGUGGAUGAAGAAUUGGUGAGAAGCAUGAUGAAUGGUGUGGUUCAGAAUCCUGGUUCCCGACCAGGAUAAGAGUGGAACAAGAUUCAAACUUCUUUUGGCUCUUGGCAAAACCGAUUUCCAUUCGAUGCGCUAGACUUCGGAUCGGGUAUUCCAACGAAUGUGCUUUAGAAAGUUGUCUUCAGGCUGUCUAAAUCACUUGGAGUGUUCUUCUUGCUCCCUACCAGUCCCUCGAAUAUCCAUGGCCAUCAUCGUACUGAUGGAAGCGGAUCCAACCCUUUUAAGUAUCUGUCGCAAUAAGCUGGAAACGCUAAAGGACUAGACCGUUACACUCCAAAUAAUCUUUUCUCCUUCAUGCCAUGAUGACUCUCUAUC
Molecule: messenger RNA, 2116 nt
Organism: Marchantia polymorpha subsp. ruderalis
Lineage: Eukaryota; Viridiplantae; Streptophyta; Marchantiopsida; Marchantiales; Marchantiaceae
Source: the annotation of a GenBank genome assembly